Molecule: messenger RNA, 651 nt
Organism: Mytilus californianus (California mussel)
Lineage: Eukaryota; Metazoa; Mollusca; Bivalvia; Mytilida; Mytilidae
Exons: 9
Coding region: 172-651 (159 amino acids)
Source: RefSeq, a predicted model, not a curated record
UAAGAAGUUAAACUUGAAAAAUACAUCGUUUGUUCUAGGUUAAUCAAUCAAGAAGAAGUGGACGAGAACCAAAGAAGAAAAGAUGAAUUAUCCGAGGAAAAUGAUGCUCUCAAGCAGAACAUAAGUGAAUUGCAAGCUAGAAACAAAGAGGAUCUAGAAAGGAGAAAUCAAAUGGAAGAACAUAUAGAGUCACUAGAGAAGGAAAAGAACAUAUCUCAGCUGACAGUUUUGGAAUAUGAGAAAAAAACAAACGACAAUGCAAAUAUAUCAGAAAAAAAUCAACACAAGAAAGAAUUGGACAAGAAAACAAAAGACCUAAAGGAACUGUUGAGUAUAAAAGAAAAAUAUGAACAAGAAGUUGAAGAACUGAAACAGGAACUUAGUACUAUAAGAGAUGUAGACUGUAAGAAACGGAUUUUACUACAAGACGUGCAAAAUCAUCGAAUUUCCAUGUCUGAAAUGACACGAGAUAAGAAUCAGAAAGCGAUAGAAGAUUACCAACAAAAAAUUAUGGAUGCCAAAAAGACGAUUAAAACGUAUAAAGAGGAGAUGGAAGAUUAUCGAAAACCGGUCGUAUGCAGAUAUUCAUGCAAUUCCUGUAGCAAUAUCACUAACUUAAGAAUUUCUCAGGGAACAGCACCGAAACCGUAA